Pseudophryne corroboree (corroboree frog) is the source of this 939-nucleotide messenger RNA. RefSeq names its product olfactory receptor 13H1-like. Lineage: Eukaryota; Metazoa; Chordata; Amphibia; Anura; Myobatrachidae. The record is from RefSeq and is a predicted model, not a curated record. Gene Ontology annotation, cellular component: plasma membrane. The coding region runs from base 1 to 939 and encodes 312 amino acids. Gene Ontology annotation, molecular function: olfactory receptor activity; G protein-coupled receptor activity. Gene Ontology annotation, biological process: G protein-coupled receptor signaling pathway; detection of chemical stimulus involved in sensory perception of smell. The transcript has a single exon.
AUGGAGCAUGAAAAUCAGACUGUGAUUAAAGAAAUAAUCCUGAUUGGAUUUUCCCAGGCUUUGUAUACUAGGAUAUUACUGUUUGUUACCUUCUUAUUAAUAUAUAUACUGACUGCUUUUGGGAACAGUUUUCUGAUAUGUGCUGUUAUCAUCAGUCCUCAGUUGCACACACCUAUGUACUAUUUUAUUUGCAAUUUAGCCUUCCUGGAUUUGUGCUACUCAUCCAGCUCUCUCCCGAAAAUGUUACUAGAUGUGUUUUCAAAGAGUGUUAGAAUUUCCAUGAUUGGGUGCCUGGUGCAGAUGAACACUGGCCUGUUCCUAGGAAGUACCGAGGAUUUACUGCUGGCAGUGAUGGCGUAUGACCGAUAUAUUGCCAUACGCUUCCCUUUACAUUAUACCAUAAUUAUGAAUUGGAGGACAUGUAAUAUCAUUAUAGUCAUUAUGUGGUCAGGAAGUUUCCUUAUAGCAACUAUUCCCACAAUCGCAAAGCCUUUUGUCUUCUGCAGAGGAAACGUGUUGGACCAUUUUGUCUGUGAGAUACUGGCUCUUCUAGAGCUGGCGUGUGGUGAUCUCAGCUUCUAUAAAAUAGCUAUAUUUGUAGCAAGUAUAUUUACACUAUUAUUGCCACUUAUGUUCAUCGUGGUGUCCUACAUCUGUAUCAUUAUAUCUAUAUUAAACAUCCGCUCAGCAGGUGGAAGGUCUAAAGCUUUUUCAACGUGUGCUUCCCACCUGACCGUUGUGUUUAUAUUAUAUGGGACCAGUAUUAUCAUGUACAUGGGACAAUCCAAAAGUUUUUCAUCUAACCUGAAGUACAUUGCUUUAAUUUAUGGUGUUGUGACUCCUUUGUUGAACCCUUUGAUCUACAGCCUGAGAAAUAAUGAGGUGAAAGGAGCAUUUCAGAGAAUAUUGGCCAAGUCUUCAUCACCAUGGACAGGAUAA